This is a messenger RNA of Oryza sativa Japonica Group (Japanese rice), 1673 nucleotides long. NCBI's taxonomy places the organism in Eukaryota, Viridiplantae, Streptophyta, Magnoliopsida, Poales, Poaceae. The record is from RefSeq and is a predicted model, not a curated record.
UCGGUUGGUCGGUUAAAAACAACUAAUUUAGCUGAUCCUGUGGGGAAGAAGUAAUGGUACUGCCAGGCUCUAAGGAGUCUCAAAAUUAUGAUAGCAACAACCAGAAGGUUCAUCCUCAACCAAUUGACGAAAACAUGAAUCAGAACAUGGGCUCAAUGGACACCAUGAUUGGAAGGAUAUUCAACAAUAUAUCCUCUUUAAAGUCUGCAUACAUUCAGCUGCAGGAAGCUCACACCCCAUAUGACCCAGACAAGAUCCAGGCUGCAGAUCAGCUUGUCAUAGAGGAGCUCACGAAGCUCUCAGAGCUCAAGCAUGCUUACAGAGAAAAGAAUCCUAAGCCUGUAGCGGCAACACCUCAAGAUGCACGGCUGCUUUCUGAAAUACAAGAGCAACAGAACUUGCUGAAGACAUAUGAGGUCAUGGUAAAGAAGUUCCAGUCCCAAAUCCAGACUAGAGAUACUGAGAUAACACAUUUACAGCAGCAAAUCGAUGAGGCUAAACUUCGGAAAUCAAAGCUUGAGAAGAAACUGAAACAAAGGGGCUUACUCAACAAGGAAUCUGAGGAAUCUGAUGAUGAAGACAACUACUUUUCCAUCGAGUUGACACCAAGUUUAUUUACAUCUGCUGUUGAUAAUGCAUACCAAUCUAUACAUGAUUUUUCAAAGCCUUUGAUCAACAUGAUGAAAGCUGCAGGGUGGGAUCUUGAUGCUGCUGCUAAUGCAAUUGAACCUGCUGUGGUUUACACAAGGAGGGCUCACAAAAAGUAUGCUUUCGAGUCAUAUAUUUGCCAAAGAAUGUUUGGUGGUUUCCAAGAAGAGAGCUUUUCUGUUAAGGCUGCUAACAUUACUGUUUCCAAUGAGGCUUUCUUCCAUCAGUUCCUUGCAGUACGAGCCAUGGAUCCUUUGGAUGUCUUGAGCCAAAAUCCUGAUUCGGUUUUUGGGAAGUUUUGCAGAAGCAAGUACCUAUUACUUGUGCACCCAAAAAUGGAAGGCUCUUUCUUUGGUAACAUGGAUCAGAGAAACUAUGUAAUGAGCGGUGGCCAUCCGAGGACACCUUUCUAUCAAGCAUUUCUGAAGUUAGCGAAGUCGAUAUGGUUACUGCACAGGCUGGCAUACUCCUUUGAUCCAAAAGUCAAGGUCUUUCAAGUGAAGAAGGGGAGUGACUUCUCCGAAAUUCACAUGGAAAGUGUUGUCAAGAACAUCAUCCUAGAUGAAGGUGCAGAGAGGCCUAAAGUUGGCCUAAUGGUGAUGCCUGGGUUCUUGAUUGGGACUAGUGUCAUACAAUCUCGGGUGUAUCUUUCAGGUGUCAAGUCUGCUGAUUGAAGCUGAUGCAGUUACUCGAGAAGAUCAAGGCUACUUUGCAUCUUGCCUGAUCAACCAAUCACAUUAGUACAAGGACGAUUAAGGGUCUUGUGUGUGAUGCUGCUGUCAUCUCUGAAAGAUGCUAUAGUCAGAGUGUCGGUGAAAAAUAUUGUCUUUUUAAAAUUUCGAGUGCCAUGCUGUUUGUAUGUUUCUUCAGAUAGAUUUCUUCUGUAAUGUAACUGUCAAAUGUUUGUCUAUAUAUAUGUUUAUGUGUGUUUUGACUGGCAUCCUAGGCGUGUAAACUUCCUAUGAUGCUCCUUUGCAUAAUUUGUAAUUCACGGCUAUUCACCAGAAUGUAGUAUGCUCUGGAAA